Molecule: messenger RNA, 1557 nt
Organism: Fusarium redolens
Lineage: Eukaryota; Fungi; Ascomycota; Sordariomycetes; Hypocreales; Nectriaceae
Exons: 4
Coding region: 1-1557 (518 amino acids)
Biological process (GO): regulation of DNA-templated transcription
Molecular function (GO): DNA-binding transcription factor activity, RNA polymerase II-specific; zinc ion binding
Source: RefSeq, a predicted model, not a curated record
AUGUCACAUCGUAGUCGAGGCUGCCUUCGCUGCCGCCAACGACGAGUCAAGUGCGACCGCAGUCGACCUUCAUGUCAACGCUGUAUCGCCCGCAAUGAGCUAUGUGUAGGGUAUCGAGAUGAAGGCGAUCUUAUGUUCCAGCAUGAAACUGCAAAAGUCGUCCUGAAAAGUCAAACUUCUACUCCUUCUAACUCGUCUCGGUCUGUCAGGUCCAAAUCCCCUCGAGAUCAUCGCACCAGAAGUAGAUCAGCUGAACGUGCCUCCGAGAGCUCGUUCUCAUCGACUAUUUCUAUCAAUCUUCCACCAGCUUUCCCAUGGUUGAAAGAUCAGUCCGAAACAAAGACACUUUCUGAGGAAGACCAAAUAGCGGACAUAUUCAUCGACAAAUAUGUGUUGCUUCCUUGUAAGGAGUCAUCCUCCCCAGGCUUUCUCGAGCAUCUCCCCUGUUUGUUCAAAGAAGUCAACGUUGAGGGCCGUUAUGCGUUGAGAUUCGCCGUUCAAGCGUGUGCUUUCGCAGACCUUUCUCGAGAACAGAGCUCAGAUGAAUUAGUCCAGAGGUCGCUCGAGUACUAUGGCCAUGCUCUGGGUGCCCUUGGACAUUCUUUGGCAGAGAAGAACAAGACACCAGAUGACUACGAUUUGAUGACAGUGGUUAUGCUGGACAUAUUUGAGACGAUCUUCAUGCCUGAUUGUUUAAUGACCGGUGCACACGCCCAAGGCAUGGCACAUAUCUUACGACUGCGUGGCCAUGAGCAAUUCUACGACCCUCGAGGCUGGGGUCUGUUCCGUCUAGCUCAUCAUCGACUGCAAAAGCAACAAUUAGCUAAGCAAUUAAGCCCACUGCCUGAAUCGCAAGAUUGGCUUGAGACACUCAACGACAACAUAACUUCAGUAAAGCUGGAGAAAGAUGGCCUAGCGAUCAAUCAAAUAUGUCAACAAGCGAACCAGCUACUGAAUUCUAUUGAUGCGGCAAAUAUUGAGACAUGCCAACUGUUAGACCUGGUCGACGAGAUGCUUCGUCUUGAUCAAGAGGCUACUCGCUGGCGAAAGAAACCAGAAUGGAGAUUUCAGAUUAAAUCUCGUAAUGAGAUACUCGGCGACGGAGAGUCUAGCUUCUGGUUACCAGAGUCUGUUCAGCUUCAUCCGGAUUUGUGGAUGGCCUAUGAGUGGAAUUAUCACCGGACUGCACGCAUCAUUCUUCAUCAGAAACUGGUAGCCUGCUUAGAAAAGGUCAAUACUGCACUACCAUCAGAACCUAGAGUUGCAACUCGAAUCACGGGAUCAAUCAUUACCGUUCAGUCUUUGGCUAGCGAAAUCUUGUCAACUGUCCCCCAAUCGUUUGGCGAUAUCGAUCACAUAGGUCGAUGGCACUCGGGGUCAAAGACGGCUCGUUGGCAGGCAGUUGGUGCAUACCUUCUGCUUUGGCCGAUAAAGAUCAUCAAAAGCCAGAGUGCUCUAACUACGAAUUCACAGAAAGAGGAUGCACAAAGAGUAUUUGAUAGGAUCAGAGAGUGUACAGGCAUGAAGUCAAGCUUGGGUGUUCUAUCCGAGAUCUAA